ACCAGCAUCGUCCUGCUAAGCGGAAACCAAGAUGAAGGUUGUGGCAGUGCUGUGUCUUUUGGGUCUGGUGGCCGCUGAGCCCCAGUUGAUCAUGCCUUACAGCACACCUCUGCUGACCCCGACGAUCAAGGCUGAAGGAGAUAUGAUCAGCACUUACACUGCAACAUAUCCUUAUGCUGGCAUUCCAUUGAUAAAGGCUGCCCUUCCCGGCACUCCAUUGCUGAAGGCUGGCCUUCCCAGCACUCCAUUGGUACAGGCUGGCCUUCCUUUAAUUCAUGGAUAUCAUCCAUUCUCCAUUCCUACUGUGGUAGCUGCCAAGCCUGCUGAGGAAAUGCCUGCCCGCCAGAAGCGCUCUGCUGAUCCAAGCACAAUUAGUGCUAUGACUACCCCAGCAGCCACCAUCCCAGCUACUUUGGCUACAAUCCCAACUACCCUUAAUUAUGCUGGACUUUCUGCUGCUGUCAGCCCUUACACCAUCCCACAGACCAUCCCUUACGCUGGUGCAGCUGGAGUUACUCCAUUUGUAGGAACAUGGCCUUUCACCACUGGUCUUAGCCCAUACACCACCCACAUGCCUUACCUUUACCCUGUUGUGUCCAGUGCCAAGAUUGAGACCCCCAAGGGAGAGGCUGUGUCCCGUGCCAAGCGCUCAGCUGACCCAGAGGCUGAUCCUCAGCUCUUGACCACAAACACUGGAGUUACUGGUUUCGCUUACUCAGCUGUCAACACUGGAACACUUGCACCAACAACCUACACCUACCAGAACCUCCCAAUCACUUACCCAACCACAUACACUUCUGGUUAUCCCUUCACAAUGCCACUCUUCGGUUAAGCUGACUUCAGAGCUUCAAGGAUUUUCAAGAGGCCUUAGAUAUAUCUCUGUUGCUCCACUCUUUUUGAAUUUAUCAAACAAGAGCUGACAACACCAACUGGCUUGUAAAAAUGAGGUAUUAUAAAGGCUUCUUGUAGAUUACCAUCACAUCCACUGAUUCAGACGGGACUGAUCAUUGAUUGCCGGAACAUGGACAUCUUUGGCUAUGGUUAAGUUUUUGUUAAAUAGACCACUACAUAUAUAAAAUAUAUAAAAAUGUAAUAUUAAAAUCGAUUUUAAUAAAUUCUGUUUUCAUG
Macrobrachium nipponense is the source of this 1128-nucleotide messenger RNA. RefSeq lists its product as uncharacterized. Bases 32 to 832 code for a protein of 266 amino acids. Lineage: Eukaryota; Metazoa; Arthropoda; Malacostraca; Decapoda; Palaemonidae. The record is from RefSeq and is a predicted model, not a curated record. The transcript is spliced from 2 exons.